Rhopalosiphum maidis (corn leaf aphid) is the source of this 2784-nucleotide messenger RNA. RefSeq names its product meteorin-like protein. Bases 357 to 1364 code for a protein of 335 amino acids. Gene Ontology annotation, molecular function: hormone activity. The record is from RefSeq and is a predicted model, not a curated record. The transcript has 4 exons. NCBI's taxonomy places the organism in Eukaryota, Metazoa, Arthropoda, Insecta, Hemiptera, Aphididae.
UACGAUUCAACGAGUGGCGAGGUCAGUCUGUCGACGGCAUUCACUCGUGUAGGAACCGUGUUCCGUGCGACGUUAUAUUGUUGUUUACUUAUCGUUUUCUCGUCGAAUUCAAUUCGCGUAUAUUUUAUCCGUGCGGCGUGUUCCUGCAGUGUACACAUCUCCGAGUCCGUUUAAAAUAAAAAUAUUAUUACGACCGUUUUUGACCGACCUCAAUUGGACGUUGGUUGAAUAUUUAUUUUCAAUUUUUUUUCUCGUCCGACGCGUAUCGUGGUGUGCGGUGGCGGAAAUCAAUCCAAACGUACACCUAUGUGGCUAUACAAAUAUCGGUACAAAAGCGCGGGUGAACCAUCGAGGAAAUGACCGCCGCCGCGAUUUCGCGGCUUUGGCCCGGCGGCGGCGGUGGUGUCGCGGGCCAGCCGUCGCACUGUCCUCGUUACGUUUUCGCGACGAAGUCAACGACGACUACUAUUCUGUUGCUGGUGGCACUUUUCCUGCUGGCCCUGGCGACGACGUCACGUGCGUCCGACAGCUGUGAUUGGAGCGGAAGCGGACUGACAUCGGAUUCGUCGGAACACUCGGUGCGGCCCGUCCGAUUGGAUCGGUGCUGGGCGGGCACGGUGCGCUGGUCGUACCCGCGGGGCGCGCUAAGGGUGGUGUUCCGGUUGACGGGCACCAGUGGCGGCCGCGAGUUCCGCGUCUGCCUCAAACCGGACCGACUGGACGGCGUGCGCGUGCUGUUGGACAGCGCGCCGCGUCGCCUGAUCGCCGUAUACGAUUACCGCGCGGCCGGCGAACCGCUCCGGUCACGGUGUUUCAAGAGCGUCGGUGGCACGGCCGCGUUCUACGUGGAGGCGGACAAGACGGGCGACCAGUCCGGUCCAGUCCGAUUCCGUUACGAUCUCGAACCGCUCGCCGAGCCCGCGCCCCAACUGUUCGUAGCCGACAACCUCGACGACGAAUGCCGGCCGUGUACCGUAGAAGAAAUGACACAAGCUUACUGCACGAGUAGUUUAGUUGUCCAAGGCACCAUAGUGGGAGUGUCUUACGACGGCGACGUGUCGCGCGUGCGCGUGAUGCCCACCAAGGCACACCGUUUACCGCCCGAAGAGGACGAUCGGGUGGUUGUGCAAGUGUCAUCGCCGCAGCAGCAACAAGAGGACGAAAGCGGACGACCGCGACGCGACGACCGGCCUAUGACCAUAACGUUCGGCCGGGGUUGCAGGCCUGCCGCUGGGCCUGGUGAGUUCGUGUUCAUGGCCCGAGCCAAAUUCGAGGAAUUGGCUCUGCGGUGUGCUCCCAGGUUAGAAGAAUGGCGACAAGCAGUCAAGGCGGACAAAGCUCCCGGCUGCAUUCUAGCCGGUUGACUGUCGAAAAUACAUCAUGUUAUACCUUCAUAUAUAUAAUAUUAUAUAUAUAUGUCCAUAGGAUAAGAUAGGUACGCGUAUAGUGCCUAAGUAGAAACUGUUAUAUAUUACAUACUAUACAGGGUUACCGUUGUUGAAUUAAGUUUUUUUUUUAAAUAUUUUUUUUCCCAAAAGUCAUCAUGUUAUAUAAUAGAUAAUAAUAUAAUUAUACUAUUUUACUUAUAAAAACGGCCAUAUAAAGGUAAUGUAUACAUUAUACUUUUAGUAGACGCUUAAACAAAAAUCGCUAUUACUGCUAUGACUAUGUAUAUAAAUGAUGAUCGUUUUGUAAACGAUAAGUCGUAUUAUUAUACUUUUGGGUAUCAUAAUUUAAUAAUUAUCGUUAUAAAAGUUCGAUCGUUGCGUGGGUUUGCAGAAAUUACGUUCUGCCAAAGGGACUCAUCGCGGUAAAAAGUGGUAAGAAGAGGGAGGUAGAGAAAAACUCGUGUACAUAUAUUAUUAUACUUUCCUUGACGCAGAAGAAAGGUUUUGUGGCUGUGAUUUUAAACAUUUUACGUAAAUGUUAAAAACAAAUUCAAAAAAAUGUAAACAAAACACAGUGAACGUGAUGCGUAUAACAUUAAUUUACUAAUUAUAAUUAAAAAUAUUGAAACUCUACAUCAAAUCUUUUGUAUUAUACCUAUAAGUAAUCGUUUAUUUCUGACUAGUGCACUGGGUACAUGAUGGGUAAAUAAUUUAACUCUUGCAAUGAUUUUCGUAGAAAUUAUUAUACACUCUAUAUAAUAUGAUACUCUAACGAUGAUAUACUUAAAUAUUAUAUUAUUGUUGGUCAUUUUAAGACUUUAACGCACGCCAACCGUGUAGGCGUCGACGAGACGAUAAUAAUAUAUACAAAUGAAUUGGCUAUGCAUAUAUCAUACAGAAUUUUGACUAUUUGUUUACUAAAAGUGUAAUAAAGAAUCGCAAAAUUUAUAGAAGACACGUUUCUUUCUUUCGUGUCUCUUAUUUCUCGCGGAUGUCACGUUUACUAUACAAUAUUUUUAUUUUUAUCCUAUUAUUACUGUAGCCAAAAGGUACUUUUUACUCCCUCCCCUGCUGUUACGUUUAUGUACCUAAUGCACGCUUGAUAUUAUAUACAUGAAUUGUAUAUCGUUCAUGUGUGAAUCUAUGUGCCAAACCUUAAAUAAAAGAAAAACGGAAAGUUUUUUUUAUACAAGUAAUAUCAUUAUUGGUUCGUAGUCAAAUUACGAUAUAUUAUAUCAAAUGGUUUAUUUGAUUUGAUUUUAUUAUUUUACUUUAUUUGUACCUACGCAUUAAAAACAAUAGCUAUAUUAUAAUUCAAUUAUUUCUAACGAGUUUCAUAUUAUGCAUUUCAUAAUGCAAUGUUAAAAUAUUAAUAUUAAGAUAAUGUGUUUGUUAG